Molecule: messenger RNA, 1727 nt
Organism: Drosophila subpulchrella
Lineage: Eukaryota; Metazoa; Arthropoda; Insecta; Diptera; Drosophilidae
Exons: 2
Coding region: 192-1607 (471 amino acids)
Biological process (GO): positive regulation of DNA-templated transcription
Cellular component (GO): nuclear body
Source: RefSeq, a predicted model, not a curated record
GCACGGUCACACUCUUCUGUGUAUCAGAGCUGUUGUUGAUUUUUUGUGCAGAAAACUAUUGGCUUCCCCCGUGUUUUCCACAAUUGUCCCAUCUCGCCGAAUUGUGUAACUCGGACGCUGGCCACAGGGACACUCAAAUCCAAGAGCGCCGAGACAGAGGAGCAGGAGCCGGAGCUGGAGCAGAUCGGUCCAUGGACUACGAGAAGGUCGCGCUGAACGCAGGCGGAGGCAGUACAGCCGGGUCCGAGCAGGAUCUGGCCAUGUGUGGCGGCCAGGAGGUGAUCGAGGGCCGGGCCAAGGAGAAGGCUCGUCGCUACUGGACGCCCAGCGAGGAGGAGCGUCUCUACGAGAUCUGGGGCCGCGACAACUGGCGGCUGACUCGCACCGGCAAGAAUACCAUAUUUUUCGGCCGCUGGUCCGAGGAGCUUCGCGACCGGUUCGCCGUGGACGUGAAGCCCGAGGAGAUCCAGAUGAAGGUCAAUCAGACCAGGGCCAAGUUCAGGUCGGUGAAGAAACAACUGCAGGCGGACCCCUCCAGCCAAGCCACGCGCUGGAAGAAGUACGACAUCAUCAACCGCAUCCUGAAGAACCUGCAUAGGCCCAAGAACGCCGAGCCACUGCCACCAGAGGCACUGCUCAAUAAUCGGGACAUGACGCCGCCACGCGAUGAUGCGCCCAACGAGCAGCAACAGCAGCAGCAGCAGCAACCACAGCAACAACAGCAGCAGCCUGUGCAACAGCAGGCUAUUGUUCUGGCCUCUGAGCCGCCGGCUGCCACCUUUUACAACAGCAGCAGCAAUAGCAACCAUGGCAGCAGCCACAAUAACAACAACAGCGGCGGGAUGAGCUUUAGCACGGAGCUGUUUACGGACCAGUACGACGAGGUGGUCAAGCAGGAGUACGAGGACGAAGAGUAUCGCUCGCUGCCCUUUCCGGAGCAGCUGCAACAGUAUUCGCCAGCCGAGCCGGCUCAGCUGCUCGAGCUGCAGACGCCACAACAGCAACAGCAGCAGCAGCAGCAGCAACAACAGCAGCAGUUCCAGCAAAGCUAUGAGACGCAGUUUCAACAGCAGCCGGUACAUUUCAAUAACAACAGCGGCAGCAGCGUUGUGGCCACCUCGACUGUUAACCACCAGCCCAUCACGGCGGUAGCCUAUAUCAAUAGCAGCAACAACACCAUCAGCGUGGCCACCAACGCGAACGGAGCCAUGGCAGCGCCAGUGUCAGUCCAAGCUCCAGCGUCCGAUCCGGCUGCUGCUCGGGCUCCAGCUUCAGCUCAGGGCUCCAACCCGCCUGGCGCCUCACCUGUCCCCGUGCCACGGAAACGUGGUCGUCCAUACGGAUCCGUAAAUCCGCCGCACGCCGACUCGCUGGAGGCUCUUUACAUGGAGGAGGUUAGGCGGAAGAACCAGCUACUGUACGAGCAGACCAAGAUUUGCCGCCAGCGCCUGGAGCUGGAAGAGCGCAAGGUCGACCUCAUGCAGACCUUCUUUCCCAAGUGUCUGGAGCAGCAGGCGCAGAUUCUGGCGCACAUGAUGCAGCUCCAGAAGCAGCAGCCGAACCACCAGCUGCAGCAUCAGCAUCCUACGGCCCAGCGGCCGCAGUGAGAACCCUUUUGGACUUUAAAACCUCAAUUUAGGACCGCAGUUCAUGAACUUUAGUUUCAGUUACUCGAUCAGUACCACACAACUUAACAAAAAACAUGCAACAAUGUUUAUAAGAUUAAG